CUGCCACCCCUCACGAUGGGCCCGGGUCCCCGGCUGCUGCUACCUCUGGUGCUUUGCGUGGGGCUCAGCGCUCUCGUACCUCCUGCGGGAGCGUCAGGCGUCCGCAAGCGAGGCCCCUCGGUGACGGCCAAGGUCUUCUUUGAUGUGAGGAUUGGAGAUAAAGAUGUUGGCAGAAUUGUGAUUGGCCUCUUUGGAAAAGUUGUGCCCAAGACUGUGGAAAAUUUUAUCGCUCUGGCAACAGGAGAGAAAGGAUAUGGAUAUAGAGGAAGCAAAUUUCAUCGCGUCAUCAAAGAUUUCAUGAUUCAAGGAGGAGACUUCACCAGUGGAGAUGGCACUGGCGGUAUAAGCAUUUAUGGUGAGACAUUUCCAGAUGAGAACUUCAAACUGAAGCAUUAUGGCAUUGGGUGGGUCAGCAUGGCCAAUGCUGGGCCUGACACCAAUGGCUCUCAGUUCUUUAUCACCUUGACCAAGCCCACCUGGUUGGAUGGCAAACAUGUGGUAUUUGGAAAAGUCAUUGAUGGAAUGUUGCUGGUCAGAAGUGAUCCAUGGGUCUACUUUUCUCUCACCAGACAGUGGUCCACUCCAUAGAACUGCAGGCAACUGAUGGGCAUGACCGUCCACUCACCAACUGCUCCAUCAUCAACAGUGGCAAGAUAGAUGUGAAAACGCCCUUUGUGGUAGAGGUCGCUGACUGGUGAUACAAUUGGCAGAAAACAAAGAAGAACACACUCUGCCAGGGGGGUGUGUGUGUGUGUGUGUGUCUGUGUGUUGAUUCUUAAAAGUUACUGUUUUGCUUUGUUUUUUAACUUUAUUCUGUUUUCUACCCCAGAUCACAGGAAGGUUAUAGAAAGCAACCACUCAAAGUUUAGUUAGCAUGAAUUUUGGUAAAUCACUUGUUGAGGGACUUUGCACUUAAAAGACCUAUCCGUUUCCUCCAAUGGUGCUGUUUUUAAAUUAGAAAACUUUGUAUUGGCUGUUUUCUUUUGAAGAACACAAUCAUUUCUUUGCUGGAUUAAUUGUGACCCCCAGAUUCAGUGAUGCUGAAGCUUUGUCUGAAAAAAGAUGGGAACAAGAAGUUUAUUACUUUGUAUUCAAACAGAAAUUCUUUUCAGGUAAAGGGAGAUUUGAUUAGUAUUAUCUGAUAUAUGUCACAGGGACUUUUACCUAAUGAAAGGUGCUGUGGUAUUCUCUAUAUUAAAUACUUUUUAUGUGGAUCAA
This is a messenger RNA of Orcinus orca (killer whale), 1218 nucleotides long. It is a transcript of the gene PPIC, whose product is annotated as peptidylprolyl isomerase C. Gene Ontology annotation, molecular function: peptidyl-prolyl cis-trans isomerase activity. Lineage: Eukaryota; Metazoa; Chordata; Mammalia; Artiodactyla; Delphinidae. The transcript is spliced from 5 exons. Gene Ontology annotation, biological process: protein folding; protein peptidyl-prolyl isomerization. The coding region runs from base 16 to 588 and encodes 190 amino acids. The record is from RefSeq and is a predicted model, not a curated record. Gene Ontology annotation, cellular component: intracellular membrane-bounded organelle.